This is a messenger RNA of Rhincodon typus (whale shark), 2426 nucleotides long. Its product is annotated as bromodomain-containing protein 4-like. Gene Ontology annotation, cellular component: nucleus; chromatin. The record is from RefSeq and is a predicted model, not a curated record. Bases 61 to 828 code for a protein of 255 amino acids. Lineage: Eukaryota; Metazoa; Chordata; Chondrichthyes; Orectolobiformes; Rhincodontidae. The transcript has 6 exons. Gene Ontology annotation, biological process: positive regulation of transcription elongation by RNA polymerase II; chromatin remodeling.
AGAACUACACAGAAUAAGAAGCAGGAGCCAAGAACUCCCUCAAUAGUGCAAUCUCAACCAAUGGUGAGCGUGAAAGAAGAGAAGAGUCACUCUUCACCGGCAAUCCGAAAUGAGGCAUUUAGCCCUUCAGUGCGCCAGGAAUCAUCAAAGCAGAGGGAGGGAAGCAAACCACCUCCGCACCUUGGACACAGACCAGAGAUGAAACAAAUCGAAGUUACUGGGCCAGUGAUUCGACCUCCAGAGCAUGGCACACAGCCUUCCCCUCAGGACAAGGACAAACAGAAACAACAAAAACCCAAAACUCCUGUUGCUCCCAAAAAAGAUCUUAAGAUCAAGAACAUGGGCUCUUGGGCAAGUCUGGUCACAAAGGCUCCUUCUAAUCCUUCCUCCACGGCAAAAUCUUCGAGCGACAGCUUUGAGCAAUUUCGGCGGGCAGCACGGGAGAAGGAGGAGAGAGAAAAGGCACUGAAAGCACAAGAGGAGUUCCGUAAAAUGCAACAGGAGGCAGCUGAGAAAGAGCGUCUCCGAAUGGAACAGGAGAGACAAAGAGGCCGAGACGAAGAGGAUGCUUUAGAGUGUGCUCGGAGAGCUCAUGAGGAGGCGAGAAGGCAGCAGCAGCAGCAGCAACAACAACAACAGCAGCAACAGCAACAACAGCAGCAGCAACAACAGAGCUCUCAGCCAACCUCUCAAUCUAUGCUGGAUCAGCAGAGAGAGCUCGCAAGGAAGCGAGAGCAGGAACGAAGGCGGAAGGAAGCGAUGGCGGCUACAAUUGACAUGAAUUUUCAGAGCGACUUAAUGGCAAUAUUCGAAGAGAAUCUCUUCUGAGGGCUCCUGAUGCUGGAUAUCCUGACUCUUGAAAGUACUACGAAACUGUUUUCCAUGAGUUACGUGGCACCGUAGUGUUUCAGCCAGGUUCUUGGUGCACGGUCUUUCUGCAUGUGUGACCCAGUGAGUGAGCGAAUCAUUCAGUCAAUGCCUUGAAUGGAUGGACGGACAUGGAUGGACAAAAGUCUGCCUUACAUUUAACCCACAAUAUAGGAAUGAACAAAUAGACAAAACAAAACUUAUCGAUGUUGUGUAGAAAACACGUGCACAACUGUGCAUCCAGCUUUCCGAAUGAUACUACUGUAAAGGGGGGGAGGGGGGGUUGUACCCAUUAGCUGCAAGGCUGUCCUCGCCAAGCUCCUUCACUAUGUAAGAAAAGACACCGUAACAUUCUGAUGUAUCCAAUCAAACAGGGUUUCACUGUUGCUGCGUGAGGGCCCUGUUUGCUAAACGGUUUCUCUGCGUUGGUUCUGUAAAUCUAGUGAGUCUCCUUCACUGCUAAUAAGAGGAGAAGAGGGUAAUGACAUAGUAUAUUUAAAAAAAAAACUGGUUGGGUGAAUACCUCUGUAAUUGGGAAAACCGGGCCCUUCACUAAGUCACAACAGUAUAAUCUGGAUGGACUAUUUAAGCAGUGCGACUUUGUGUUCAUUACUUUUUUUAUUUACAGUGCAUAGUGCUGUCUGCAGAUUUUGUUUAUCUACAGAGUUUCCAGUUACUAGGCUCAUUGUGUUCUGACAAGCCAUGUGAUGGUUAUGACAAUACAAAAAAGGGAAAAAAUAAUCGUAUGUUGGAGGUUAUGAGUUAAAACAGCAGUCCCAUCAAAAAACUUUUUUUGUUUUAAUUUCUUUUCUGCAGUGUUUGGGAUCAAAGCUGGACUACCAACCAAAGUAGGUGAAAUUGUUUGUCUCGUUACCUCAGGAGAUACGAAUGUUGAAUGGCACUGCUGAAACUGUUUUGUACUGUUGUCCCUCUGAAUAGUAGAGAUACAAGAGCCGACUUUCUUUUCUGCAAGUAACCAGAGGUUUAAGCUGCCCUUGAAUAGUGUUUGACCGAUGCUGUAUAGUGGGUAUAAUUGGUGUGACGCUUAAAACUUGUUAAAUGUUUUCUGUAAUUAAACACUUACUUUAUUCAUGUAGCAGACUUUCAGUACUCUUUGGAGGCCCAGGUGUAAGUUUUAUCGUAAAUGGUCGAUUCUGGGCUUUCCUUUCUUUUUUCUUCAGAGGGGUGUACAAAAUAUACAAGCUGUUUCUGUGCAAGUGUCUCAUUCGUAUUUGCUAAAAGCAUCAAGUGAAGUGCUGGCUCUCCUAGUUAACUCCACAGCAAGAAUUAGACGAGUGAUUGUUUUAUUAUUAUAUGGCAAGAUUUAAAUUAAUGUACCAUUCCUCGUCUUUGCCUUUAAAUAUAAUUUUAUUUUUUCAGCUGUUUUUAACCUUUUUUCCUUUUUUAAAAUGAACAUUUUAAUGUGCCAAAAUACCCACUAUACAGUACCAGCAGAUCCAGUGUUGGCAAGUACCUCGGUUUAGAAUCGGUUUUACUGAAAGGCAGAAAAAUUGCAUUUGGUCUGUAUCAAUUAAUGAAUAAACACACCUUUUAUACAA